Molecule: messenger RNA, 918 nt
Organism: Limulus polyphemus (Atlantic horseshoe crab)
Lineage: Eukaryota; Metazoa; Arthropoda; Merostomata; Xiphosura; Limulidae
Product: cuticle protein 19.8-like
Exons: 3
Coding region: 1-867 (288 amino acids)
Cellular component (GO): chitin-based extracellular matrix
Molecular function (GO): structural constituent of chitin-based larval cuticle
Source: RefSeq, a predicted model, not a curated record
AUGAAUUCACCUAUCGGUAUAUGGUAUUUCAACCUGAACGACACCAUUUUUUUCGACUCGUGGGCUAAGCGACCAGAUCAGAAACCCGAAGAUUCAGGUAAAGCCGACCGUAAUUUAGAAUUGGUCCUGAUCUUUUGUGCUUUUGUGGCUGCUGUCCAGGCUGGUGUACUCUACACCCCAGGUAUUGUUAACACAGGGGCUAGCGUUCAACAUCGUAGUCAAGAUAGUUUGGGUAACUACAACUUUGGUUAUGAUGAAAGUCAUCUUACCGGCGGUACUUUCCGCAAGGAGUCUGGCGAUGCAUUCGGUAACAAGGUUGGUUCCUACGGCCUAAAAGAUGCUGACGGUCGUACCCGCACCGUUAACUACGUAGCUGAUGGCAGCGGCUUCCAUGCUAAUAUCCACUCUAACGAACCUGGUGUAGAGGCCAAAGACCCAGCCGAUACUAGCAUUAACAAGGCUAAGCCUGUUGUUGUCGCUGCUGCCCCUACAGUGACAUAUGCUACUCCUGAUACUCAUGCCGUAUCCUACGCUGCUUCUCCUGCUUUUUACAGUUACUCUUCUGCUCCUACUUUCUAUGGCUUUAAGUACGCCGCCAGUAUUCCUUCUGUCCCAGGAUACAAAUACACCAGUGAUCCUCUUGUUCGGAGGUACAAAUACACUAAUGUUCCAAGUUUCUAUAACUACAAGUAUGCUGGUGUUCCAGUUUAUCAUGGCUACAAGUACAUUACUGCCCCUAGUUACUACGGUUACAGGUACGCUAAUAUUCCUGCAAUCUAUGGCUACAAGAAUGCCGUUUUUCCAACUACUUACGGUUACAACCUUGCUGGAUAUCCUUACUUAUGGGGAAAACAUAAUGUGUGGUAGAAAGUUCUUUGUAUACAAUCUUUAUGGCAUGUCUCCUCUAGUUCGUUUUUA